CUUUCUCUUUCCUCCCUCUUUCUUUUGCUACUGUGAACCCACACUUGAAACCACCUUUGAUUUUCCUCACCAAAUCAAUUCAUCUUCUUCCCCUUGAUUUUCCUCACCCCUUUCACCCCUUUCUCUUCUAGAUCUGUAUGUUCAUCGCCCAUCACUUGCGCACCGAAUAGAUCCAGGACCACUGCAAAUCAAAUCUCAAAAUCUACCCCAAUUCGCGGGAAUAUGGCUCUUUUAAGUAGUCUAGAAGAUGCAUUGUCAUCAUCAAACAAAAUUGUCCCUCCGAGGCUUUUGAACCAAGCAAUUGCUGGGUUCAAUCAAACCUAGCAAAGCUGUUGGGUUCUUCCUAACGCAGCAGGCCGUUAGGUUCAAUGGGAAGAAAGGGAAGAGAUGUUAGGGUUGAAAGCUCCUGGGUUCCAAGCUGCUGUUAACAUGAUAGGUUUUUGGGUUUGUUAACGAACCCAGAACAACAUAAACACAACAAAAUGAAGUUAUCACCUGCAAUUUCAAACCCAAACAUCAAACCAAACACAAUCUGAACAUGAAAUUUUUGUUUCAUUCAACCCAUAAAUAGAUAGAUUCAAAAUAAUUAUAUAUAAAAAAAAAAAAGAGCGGGGGUUGGAACGCAGAACUGGGUUUCCCAAGGAACCCAGAAACUGGGUACCACGAGGAACCCAGAAACUGGGUACCACGAGGAACCCAAAAACUGGGUACCCCAUGAAACCCAAUUUUUGGGUUUGUCAACGAACCCAGAACUGGGUUCCUAGCAAAACCCAAUUUCUGGGUUCAUCAAGGAACCCAGAAACUGGGUUCUGCGAGGAACCCAGAAACUUCGCAAAACCCAGUUUCUGGGUUCAUCAAGGAACCCAGCAACCGGGUUCCGCGAGAAACCCAGAUUUGGGUUCAAACCCAGCACGUGGGUUCCUCAAGGAACCCAGAACCAAGUUCAAACCCAGCACAUGGGUUCCUCAAGGAACUAGGUUCUAGAGUGAAGAGGAUGAUGAAGAGUAGAAGAGAUGCUCCCAAUAUAAAUGAGGCUGCCACACAACUUAUCAAGUUUCAUGGAAGUUAUCAACAGUAUAAUAGGGAUGAGCGUGGUGCCAGGUCGUAUUCGUUUAUGCUUCGGACUAAGAAUCCUUGUGGAAAAGUCUCAAACAAACUUUACUUGACCAUGGAUGAUCUUGCUGAUCAGUUUGGAAUUGGGACACUUCGGUUGACUACAAGACAAACAUUUCAGCUCCAUGGUGUUCUGAAGAAGGACCUUAAGACAGUGAUGAGCAGUAUUAUUAGGAGCAUGGGUUCAACUCUUGGUGCUUGUGGUGAUCUCAACAGAAAUGUUCUUGCUCCUGCAGCCCCAAUUGCGAGAAAAGAUUAUCUCUUUGCUCAGGAAACAGCAGAAAAUAUUGCUGCACUUCUAACCCCUCAGUCAGGGUUCUACUAUGAUAUGUGGGUGGAUGGGGAGAGAAUCAUGACAGCAGAACCUCCAGAAGUAGUGAAGGCUCGCAAUGAUAAUACUCAUGGAACAAAUUUCCCUGAUUCACCUGAGCCCAUUUAUGGAACUCAGUUCUUGCCAAGGAAGUUCAAAAUUGCUGUAACUGUUCCAGGAGAUAACUCGGUGGAUAUUCUCACAAAUGACAUUGGUGUUGUUGUUGUUACUGAUGAGAAUGGAGAGCCUCAGGGAUUCAACAUAUACGUUGGUGGUGGUAUGGGAAGGACACAUAGGUUGGAGACAACAUUUCCCCGUUUGGGAGAACCUUUGGGUUAUGUCCCAAAAGAGGACAUUUUAUAUGCCGUUAAAGCCAUAGUUGUUACACAACGAGAUAAUGGGAGAAGAGAUGACCGCAAAUAUAGUAGGAUGAAAUAUUUGAUAAACUCCUGGGGAAUAGAAAAGUUUAGAAGUGUAGUUGAGCAAUAUUAUGGAAAGAAAUUUGAGCCUUUCCGUGAGUUGCCUGAGUGGGAAUUUAAGAGUUACUUGGGUUGGCAUGAACAGGGAGAUGGUGGUUUAUAUUGUGGGCUCCAUGUAGAUAAUGGCCGAAUUGGAGGGAAAAUGAAAAAGACACUCAGAGAAGUAAUAGAAAAGUAUAAUCUGAAUGUGUGUAUCACCCCAAACCAGAACCUUCUCCUCUGUGACAUUCGCAGUGCAUGGAAGCGUCCCAUUACCACAGUUCUUGCACAGGCUGGUCUGCUGCAUCCUAGAUAUGUGGAUCCCCUAAACAUCACUGCGAUGGCUUGCCCGGCUUUGCCACUCUGCCCACUAGCCAUAACUGAAGCUGAACGUGGAAUACCUGGACUCCUUAAACGUGUUCGAGCUGUAUUUGAGAAGGUUGGUCUCAAGUACAGUGAAUCUGUGGUAAUAAGGGUGACUGGAUGCCCUAAUGGUUGUUCUAGACCAUACAUGGCUGAACUUGGACUGGUUGGUGAUGGUCCCAACAGCUAUCAGAUUUGGCUCGGGGGAAGACCCAAUCAAACCCAACUUGCAAGAAGUUUUAUGGAUAAAGUCAAGGUUCAGGACCUUGAAAAAGUUUUGGAACCCUUGUUUUAUUACUGGAAACGAAAAAGACAAUCCAAAGAGUCAUUUGGUGAUUUCACAACCCGCAUGGGAUUUGAGAAACUAAAGGAGUUGGUGGAAAAAUGGGAAGGUCUAGUAACAAAACCACCAAGGUACAACCUGCAACUUUUUGCCGAUAAAGAAACAUAUGAAGCCAUGGAUGAAUUUGCAAAGUUGCAGAACAAGAGUGCUCAUCAACUGGCAAUAGAAGUCAUUCGCACUUUUGUUGCCACACAGCAAAAUGGGAAGGUUGAAUGAACUAUCAGUAUCUAACUCAUUUAAAAUCUUGUAGAGGGAUUGUCUGUCCCUCCCUCCCUCCCUCUAUCUCUACAGGCUGUUAAGAUUCAAUAACAUCUGGAACAGAUGAAUUUUGAUAAGAGUUUGUAGCUUAUUUCAGUGUUGUUCGCUUUUACAGGAUCUGGAUUCUGUAAAAAUAAAUUUGAGCUCUUCUG
This is a messenger RNA of Rubroshorea leprosula, 2997 nucleotides long. The record is from the annotation of a GenBank genome assembly. NCBI's taxonomy places the organism in Eukaryota, Viridiplantae, Streptophyta, Magnoliopsida, Malvales, Dipterocarpaceae.